AUGGCCACACAUUCCAUCUUAUUUCUAAUAAUAGCAGUUAUUGCAACACUACUUGCAAUAUUAGCAGGAAGAAGAGUGUUUAAAAAACACCACGAAAUAGAGGUCGAAAGAACAGAGACACAGCCCGUGCCCAUAAAGCCUUCUCAAGGUUUUCUUUACUCUCUGCUAACAGAUAGCGAGCUGUUCAGCACCCCUUUGAAGACAACAGAAGACAUAGAGAUAGUUAAUGGAGGCGUUUUCUACUAUCUAAUUGAAGGAGAGGUAGAAGUGCUGUUUGACAAUGCAGUCGUAAUGGUCAAGCAGCAGGAUUACUUUGUGUACUCUAUUUUCUGGCUGUACAAUGUGCACCAUAAGACAUCAGUUACGUACAAAAUAAAAAAAGACAGUUUGCUGUACAAAAUAGAUGCAGAGAACUCAACUGCCAAGUAUCUUCUUCUGAACCGGCUGUUCAAAGGAACUGUCUACACCCUGGUGAACUAUUUGGAAGACGAGCUGGAGCUCGAUGUAAGGAGCAUAAAGACAAAUAAAAACCACCAGGAGCUAAUAGAGAAUAUAUCGAAAGAAGUAACUCUGAUAAAAAAAGUAGGAAAAAUUGAAGAAAUAACAGUAGAAACAGAAGAGUACACAGUGCCUCCCAACACUCUCCUCUACAUAAUAGAAGGAGAAGGCGCAGUAGAAUACAACAGAAGAAGCACCUUGGAAGUUAGAGAAAACGACUUAGUCGGAUGCCUAGAGUGUGUUACAGCACUGAAAAUGAACAGGAUAGUUAGAAAAAGAUCGCCAAAAAUAGUUGCAGUGAAAAUAAAACUGGAGCCAACGGUGGAAACAGACGCACAGCCUCUGGAGGCAGCGGGAAGCGAGAUACUGGAGAGAGUAAAAAAUAAAACACAGCUGGAGAUAACAGACGCAAUGAUAAACUGGAAAAUGUUCCAGCCAGGAGAAAGACUCUCGGCUGAUGCUCCGUCAAAAUCAAUCAAAAUCAUCACAAACGGCUACUUUCUGAAAGAAGGAGAUGUGAAGUACUUUGGAAUAUCGAGCAAGAACACGCUGUUUGAAAAAGAGGUGCUCCUGGACCUUGAGUCGCCCUUCCAGCUCGUAUCCACCAGGCUCUCAGAGGUCAUAGAAAUACCAAAGGAGUACAUAAGCAUAAUAACAGCGCAGUUUCAGUCAAGCUCACUCGAGCUGUACAAGAGAAUACUCAGCAGAACAGGAGUGGAGCAGGAGCUGGAGCAGCCCUCCAUCAUCACAUUCAUCCCAAACGACCCAAAGGAGACACAGCUGGAGAUAUUCACACAUUUCCUGAGGGCAGAGAUGAUAAAAAGUGAUUCGUGUUUUAUUUUGUCGUCAGCGGAGAUAGAAUCAAAGUUUAAAAAAAAUUCACAAUCGAAAACAGUUGUGCUCUCUCUGCUAAACUACAUAAGCGACCUGCAGAAGGAAUACUCGUACAUUCUUAUCCCAAUAGUGGGCCCAGUGUGCAUAGAAAGACCAGCGGACAAUGGUGAUGACAGCAGCACAUCUGCAAGCGAUGAUGAAAAAGAAACAGGGAAUAAAGAAGAGAGUGAAAUAUGCAUCAUAGAUAAGGAUAAAAAUGAAACAGAUAGCACUAAUAAGGAAAGCAUUAGAAUAAAUGAUAAAAACAAUAGCAAAGUAAGUAAAGCCAGUGAAGUGAAUAGUGGAAUUAAAGAUGAAAGUGAAAAGCUGAAUGAUAUGCCUAAUGACAGUAGUUCUAGCACUAGCUCCGGCGCUAAUCUUAGCAGCAGCUCUAAUGGCAAAAGUAAAUCCAACAGAAAAAAUAAAAAGAAAGCUGGUGCAACAGGCAUAAAUGGAGUGCUUUUGUCUGAGAUAAUAUUCUACGUGAUAACUAACGGGGACACAAGGAGCAUCAACAUGGGCACUGACAUAUUCUGCAAAAUAGACACGCUUGUUCUCCACAGAGACAACAAGAUGCAGGUGUCCCGUGGCAAGUACUACGGACAGAAACACAAUCUAGAAUUUCCUGUGAUAGAUGUGCCGCUAUCAAUAAUAAAAACACGAGAGUCCCUAAACUACACAAGAAAGAACCACUGCACAUUCACAGAGCACAACAACAACAUUAUUCCGUACUUUCCGCUGAAUGACAUGCACAGAUUCAUAAGAACCCUCAAGGGAACGAACGUAGGGCUUGUGCUAGGAGGUGGAGGCGCCAGAGGAAUAGCGCAUAUAGGGAUAAUAGAAGCCCUGGAAGAAGCAGGUAUACCCAUCGAUGCCAUAGGAGGCACCUCAAUGGGCGCAUUCGUGGGAGCGCUGUAUGCAGAGGGCACGAACAAUAAACAGGUGUUCAUUAGGGCCAAAAGACUGUCGCAUCUCAUAGGCAGCGUGUGGAGGAUAAUUCUUGACCUCACGUACCCGAUAUGUUCUAUGUUCACAGGCAAAGGAUUCAAUUGGGGGCUUAGGAUGAUAUUUAAAAACAAAAGAAUCGAAGACUUGUGGCUGCCCUACUACUGCAUUACAACAGACAUAUCUUUGUUUGAAGAAAAACAGCAUAAACAGGGAAUACUCUGGAGGUAUGUCAGGGCAAGCAUGAGUCUAUCGGGAUACCUUCCUCCGCUGUGCGACAAUGGAUCGUUUUUGCUAGACGGUGGAUACAUGAAUAACGUGCCAGCUGAUGCAAUGAGAUCAAUGGGUAUCAGAAAUAUCAUUGCAGUGGAUGUGGGGAGUGAGGUGGAGACGACUUUCUCAGAGUACGGGGACAGCAUAAACGGCUUCUACAUUCUGUUCCAGAAAAUAUUCAGCACGAAAAAGUUCUUGUCUCUAACGGAAAUUCAGUACAGGCUGGCAUACCUGACAAGUAUGCACAAAGAAAGAUCGCUGAAGUCAGACGUAAGCAUAAAGUACAUACGGCCAGACCUAGCAGGAUACAAGACAAUGAACUUCAGACAGUUUGAUGAAAUAGUGGCGCACGGGUACCAAUACGGGAAGAAGAUUAUCUCAGAGUGGAAGGCGUCCGGAGAGUACCAGGAGCUCACCACGCUUACAAGAGCAACAGUAAAAAGACACACAACAUAA
This is a messenger RNA of Nematocida minor, 3045 nucleotides long. RefSeq names its product lysophospholipid hydrolase. The record is from RefSeq and is a predicted model, not a curated record. Gene Ontology annotation, cellular component: endoplasmic reticulum. The transcript has a single exon. Bases 1 to 3045 code for a protein of 1014 amino acids. Lineage: Eukaryota; Fungi; Microsporidia. Gene Ontology annotation, molecular function: phosphatidylcholine lysophospholipase A1 activity. Gene Ontology annotation, biological process: phosphatidylcholine metabolic process.